GUGCGCAACUUCAUGGAAUUACUUGAUUUACUGUUGUAGCAGAGAAGUGUGCCAGGAAUGAUGUGUGGGUCAGUGACGGCACGCGCCCCUCGCUCAUUAGAAUAUCAAUGCACGAACGAGAAGCAGUGGUGGCCCUUCCCCUCUAAAUCUCUCUCUCACACACACUUCACUUCGCGUGAAGCACUUUUUUUUCAAGUGGUGCUGCUUGAUAAUCAGGAGACUUCUACAUCUCUUCGCACUUUAAAACCAUGAAUAAUGAGUCUACUCUGCGUAAAACGACAGUGCACUCAGCAGGCUACCCAUAUUGUUAAGACUUGAUUGGUUGGAUUUUAUAGUAAUAUUUUAAAUUGACUGUAGUCCAUAUAUCCAAUAGUAAUUGAUUGGGUUUAUUAGAGUUAAUUUUAAUAAUACAGGAAAGACACAUGAUCUGAAAGCGGUCAAAGAUCUUAAAGUGCAUGGUGUAAGGUAGCCUAGUCCUAUAACUAAACUACUUCUAGAUAGCACUUUUUUUCUAAAAGUGUAUAGGCUAUAAUUGCAAUAAGCACGACAUACGCUGGAAAUACCCCUGUUGAUGCCCCCUAAAUCAAUAUGCAUUAAGAAAGUUGUGUGCAGUUGGGAAGGACAAAUUGAGAAAGACCGCACGGUAGAUCAUGUGCCAUUGAUUACCACACAGCUGUUCACACAAAGGCAAAAACUCUAGCCCGCUGCAGGGUCCAGAGAGAGUGCCCCUCCCCUGACUCAACCUCAACAAUAGACCCCCGAAUAUCCCUGAAGCGCACAAUGAAAGGUCUCAUCCAUAACCUGCCCGCACGCGUCUGAGCAAUUACACUUUUGUGACUGAAGAAAGGGCGGAUCAUGCUAUUCUUCUCAACUUCCUUCAGAUCGAUAUUUACCACAAAUUAAUGAAUACGGAACAAUGAAUUGAUACUGAACAAUAAAUGUUCUUAUGCCAACGUUUUGUGAAAACAACUUAUUUGGAAUAGAAUUGAAAGACCUAAGAAUAGGUGAUAUCGAAUAGUAGCCUAGGUUAUAACCACUUAUUAUCAUGUGAUGCUGUCUAACACUUAAUUUACCAUCAUUGUGCCGGUAGGCUAAAGUGCUUAAUAAAUUAACAACUUUUUCUGUUACAUGUUUCCAGUAGGUAUAGAUACUGUAGAGCUGUUAGGCUGUGAAGCCUAUUCAUUUUACUGGUUAAAAAUCGCAUGCUUUUGUAGGCCUAUAUUAUUAUUUGUCUGAUUGAAGUUGAAUAAUUAAAUAUGUAGGCCUAACAAUUCAGUUUUCGAUGCUUGUGUCACAGUUCCUAGCUCGACUCCAAAAUCGUGAACAUUUGGCUAGUUAGUUGUAUUUAUGUUUUAUUUAUUUAUUUAACCGUUAUUUAACUAGGCAAGGCAGUUAAGAACACAUUCUUAUUUACAAUGACGGCCUAACAAAAGGCAAAAGGCCUCCUGCGGGGAUGGGGGCUGGAAUUAAAAAUAAUGCAUAAAUUAAAUAUAAAUAUAUGACAAAACACACAUCACGACAAGAGACACAACACAACACUACAUAAAGAGAGACCUAAGACAACAACAUAGGAAGGCAGAAACACAUGACAACACAGCAUGUUAGCAACACAACAUAACAACAUGGUAGCAACACAACAUGGUAGCAGCACAAAACAUGGUACAAAGAUUAAUGGGUACAGACAACAGCACAAAGGGCAAGAAGGUAGAGACAACAAUACAUCACACAAAGCAGCCACAGCUGUCAGUAAGAGUGUCCGUGAUUGAGUUUUUAAAUGAAGAGAUUGAAAUAAAACUGUCCCGUUUGAGUGUUUGUUGCAGCUUGUUGCAGCUGUAUAACCGUAUAAAAUAUGUAUUGUGCCAAUCACACUUCAAAUAUGAUUAUGCUCUAAGUAUAGGCCUUAUGUUAUUUUUGCUGAUAAAUUUAAUCCGCACCAAAUCCACACACAUGUUCCGACGCGUCGUGGUUGUCCCUUGGGUCUUACCGUGCCCCGCCUCCUGACGCGUGACAGGGGCGCGCAUCAGGGGUAUAAAAUUCAUUCACUCUCAUUAACCACCAGAACCAAAACAAGUGAAGACCAGCGACCAGGACAUAGGGAAGAGCGAGGACUUUGCUUGGACUGCUAUACCUUUUCAUACUAAUUUUAUGGUGUGACUGCAAGGAUUUUUUUCUAUCCUGGUUUUUGGGAAUACGCGCCUGUCACAUUUCUAUUGGACACAACGAAUGCAAACACCUGCGGAUUGUUGUAUAGCUACCAACCAAACACCUGGCGGAAAUGGCCUCGCUACCUCUUAGAUGUGUCUUUGCUUUGGCUGUAGUGCAAGUGGUAUCAUCUUCUGGUGUGUUCGAGCUGAAAGUCCAUUCGUUCAACACUGCUCAGCGCAUAUGCAGAAGGCAUAGGGACUGUCACAUCUUUUUCAGAAUUUGUCUCAAACACUCAGAGGACGUCAUCCAUGCGGAGCCACCAUGCACUUUUGGAACAGGACACACCAACGUCAUAAGCGCAGAUCAGACCUCAAUUUCCAGCAGCGCUCCUAUUAGAAUACCGUUCCAUUUUAAGUGGCCGGGAACAUUUUCGCUGAUCAUUGAAGCAUGGAACGCAGAAAUCCCUACAGAAUACACAGACAAUCAAAACAACCUGGUCAGCCGCUUGGCUACCAGAAGAAGACUGGCCAUAGGCGAGGACUGGUCUCAAGACGUCCACUUCGGAGAGCAGAGCGAGCUGCGCUACUCAUAUCACGCAUUCUGUGACGAGUACUACUUUGGCGACAGCUGCGCCGAAUACUGCAGACCCCGCGAUGACACUCUGGGCCACUACAACUGUGACGUGGAGGGAAACAAACAAUGUCUGGAGGGCUGGAAGGGCAACUACUGUUCUGAUCCCAUCUGUUCGGCAGACUGCAGCGCGAGGCAUGGCUACUGCGAGGCCCCUGGGGACUGCAAGUGCAGAAUGGGUUGGCAGGGGCCCUCGUGCAACGAGUGUGUGCGCUACCCGGGCUGCCUCCAUGGCACCUGCGUCCAGCCGUGGCAGUGUGACUGCAAGGAGGGCUGGGGCGGCCUCUUCUGCGACCAGGACCUAAACUACUGCACCAACCAUCGGCCGUGUGCCAACGGUGCCACCUGUACCAACACAGGCCAGGGCAGCUUCACCUGUAUCUGCCGCCCGGGCUAUGGUGGCACCAACUGUGAGCUGGAGACAAACGAGUGUGACAGCAACCCCUGCAAGAACGGAGGCAGCUGCAACGACCUGGAGAACGACUACUCAUGCACCUGCCCCCAGGGCUUCUAUGGGAAGAACUGUGAGAUCAUCGCCAUGACGUGUGCCGAUGGGCCCUGUUUCAAUGGAGGCACCUGCAUGGAGAUGCUGACGGGGGGCUAUUCCUGCCGUUGCCCUCCCACCUACACUGGCUCCAACUGCGAAAAGAAACUGGACCGCUGCAGCAACAGCCCCUGUCUGAAUGGUGGUGAGUGUCUAGACCUGGGUCAAAGCGUGCUGUGCCGCUGCCACUCUGGCUUUACCGGCGCCAACUGCCAGUUCAACAUCGACGACUGUGCUUCAGCGCCGUGCCAGAACGCUGGCACCUGCCAGGACGGUGUGGACGACUACACCUGCUCAUGCACGCUGGGCUAUGCCGGCAAGAACUGUAGCCUGCGCUCAGAUGCCUGUGGCCGCGGUGCCAGCGCCCAGCCCUGCCAGAAUGGCGGCACUUGCUUCACCCACUUCACGGGGCCCGUGUGCCAGUGCCCGCCGGGUUUCAUGGGACCCAGCUGCGAGUUCACGCUGCAGCCCAGCUUCCCCUGCCCCCGACUGACCAAUAAACCUUCCUCCACCGCCCUGACAGCCUCCUGUGUCCUGGCGUUACUCGCCCUUGGCAUGGCGAUGGGCAUUGUGGUGCUGCGGCGGCGCCGGCUGAGUGGCAGGAAGCAGCUGAAUGACACGGCAGUGUUCAACGACCUGAAGAUGGGGAUCAACCGCUUCCCCAGCGAGAGAGAGGCUUUCAUGGCGGCUAGUGGCCUGUUCAAGAUCAGCAACAGCGACCCGCGCCUCAGCAUGGCAUCACUUGCAUCGCUUAGACCCACAGAUGACAGGACGGGCCGGGGACUUGGGGGGGAGCGCCACUCAUUCUCCCCUGGACAGGACUACCUCUGGAGGGGGGACAGCGGGGCUGGGCUGAGAUGAGCCACUGGCCUGGACCCAAGAUGGACAGAAAAAGGAGACUGGACAGCCAAACACCUGGGGAGGGAGAGACAAAAACUGGGAGGAAGAACAGGGGAUCAUUAGCACUUAUUUUUCUCUCUUUUUGAAAUGUUAAGUUAAUGAAGAAAAAGACAAACUGCUUGAAUGUUUGGAAAUGAUUCCCCUCAUUCUGAAAAUGUUUGCUACACAUUUUGACAAAAAAAAUUGUUGGAAAACAACCUUGUGUCAUGAAGAAGAAUAGUAAAUGACCUCUUGAAGUAUGGGAACUUUAGGAAAUCUUCUCAGAGAAAGGUCUUCCAUGUCAAAUAACCCAAAGAGAUGACUACCAAUUCCACAUAACUACUUACGAUGGACACUGACCUAUCAAUGCACUUGCUCCAACACAGUGAUAUUGACCAAAUGACUCUGGAAGAACCAUUUAAACCAAAUACAGGAAGACCUGAUUCUCUGAUCUGUACUUUUUUUGGAAGACAAUAGACUGUUGUCAAUGACCUUCAAGGAGAUGAAUACAGCAAAUAUAUUCAACUUUUUCCACAGUUUUUGUUUGUAAGCUCAUUUCACCAGAACUCUGAUAUUAGCAAUUCCAAAAGAUAAAACAUAUAUAUUUUUCAUUUUAAAAUUAACUAUUAUUUUGUCAACAUACCAUUUCCUAAGAUGAAACUAUCAGUCGUUAUACCAUUUUAUUUAUGUUAUUUAUUAAACUCAGCAAAAAAAGAAAUGUCCCUUUUUCAGGACCCUGUCUUUCAAAGAUCAUUUGUAAAAAUCCAAAUAACUUCACAGCUCUUCAUUGUAAAGGGUUUAAACACUGUUUCCCAUGCCUGUUCAAUGAACCAUAAAUAAUUAAUGAACAUGCACCUGUGGAACGGUCAUUAAGACACUAACAGCUUACAGAAGGUAGGCAAUUAAGGUCACAGUUAUGAAAACUUAGGACACUAAAGAGGCCUUUCUACUGACUCUGAAAAACACCAAAAGAAAGAUGCCCAGGUUCCCUGCUCAUCUGCGUGAAUGUGUCUAAGGCGUGCUGCAAGGAGGCAUGAGGACUGCAGAUGUGGCCAGGGCAAUAAAUUGCAAUGUCCGGACAGCUGAUCAUCCUCGCAGUAGCAGACCACGUGUAACAACAUCUGCACAGGAUCGGUACAUCCGAACACCACACCUGCUGGAGGGGUACAGGAUGGCAACAACAACUGCCCGAAUUACACCAGGAAUGCACAAUCCCUCCAUCAAUGCUCAGACUGUCCGCAAUAGACUGAGAGAGGCUGGUAUGGGAGCUUGUAGGCCUGUUGUAAGGCAAGUCCUCACCAGACAUCACCGGCAACAACGUCACCUAUGGGCACAAACCCACCGUCGCUGAACCAGACAGGACUGGCAAAAAGUGCUCUUCACUGACAAGUCACUGUUUUGUCUCACUGGGGGUGAUGGUUGGAUUCGCGUUUAUCGUCGACGCAAUGAACUUUACACCGAGGUCUGUACUCUGGAGUGGGAUCAAUUUGGUGGUGGAGGGUCCGUCAUGGUCUGGGGCGGUGUACCACAGCAUCAUCGGACUGAGCUUGUUGUCAUUGUAGGCAAUCUCAACGCUAUGCGUUAUAGGGAAGACAUCCUCCUCCCUCAUGUGGUACCCUUCCUGCAGGCUCAUCCUGACAUGACCCUCCAGCAUGACAAUGCCACCAGCCAUACUGCUCAUUCUGUGCGUGAUUUCCUGCAAGACAGGAAUGUCAGUGUUCUGCCAUGGCCAGUGAAGAGCCCGGAUCUCAAUCCCAUUGAGCACGUCUGGGACCUGUUGGAUCGGAGAGUGAGAGCUAGGGCCAUUCCCCCCCAGAAAUGUCCAGGAACUUACAGGUGCCUUGGAAGAGUGGGGUAACAUCUCACAGCAAGAACUGGCAAAUCUGGUGCAGUCCAUGAGGAGGAGAUGCACUGCAGUACUUAAUGCAGCUGGUGGCCACACCAGAUACUGACUGUUAUGUUUGAUUUUGUCCCCGCCCCUUUGUUCAGGGCCACAUUAUUCCAUUUCUGUUAGUCAUAUGUCUGUGGAACUUGUUCAGUUUGUCUCAGUUGUUGAAUCUUAUGUUCCUACAAAUAUUUACACGUUAAGUUUGCUGACAAACACAGUUGACAGUGAGAGGAUGUUUCUUUUUUUUUGCUGAGUUUAUAUGUACAAUGUUUUCCUUUUGUCACAAAUUCAGAGAUAUAUUUAUGUGAUCCUAAAUAAACAACUUGUUCUACAUCUUUGAUUAUUCUGUGUAAUCUAAAUACACCAGGAAUAUUCCGGGGUAAUUAUUUAUGGCUUGAAAUCAAUGAACAUGUGACUUUGAUACACGGAUUAUGAGUAUUGCUGUUUCUGAAGAACAGCCAGUGUAAAUUUAUGUUCAUGCCAAAGUUAGUUUGUCAGGCAUUUGCUAAAAAAAAACAUGUUUUAAGUUUUUUGUUGCUGUGAGUGUUUGUGUUGAAUAAAAACUAUAAAAUCAU
Oncorhynchus nerka (sockeye salmon) is the source of this 6661-nucleotide messenger RNA. Its product is annotated as delta-like protein B. Gene Ontology annotation, biological process: Notch signaling pathway; cell communication; multicellular organism development. Gene Ontology annotation, molecular function: Notch binding; calcium ion binding. Gene Ontology annotation, cellular component: plasma membrane. NCBI's taxonomy places the organism in Eukaryota, Metazoa, Chordata, Actinopteri, Salmoniformes, Salmonidae. The record is from RefSeq and is a predicted model, not a curated record.